GCUCCAUGUGAAUCCUGUGUAUACACAGACAGUGCUGCUGUCACCCUGCCAGUCACUUCUCUGCCAAGUGCAGCUGCUGAGCCCAGAGGAGUCCUAGCACAGGCAUAGAGAGUCCCUGUACCCAGGAGCUUGCAAUCUAGUCUGGAGUCUGGCGCUUCACCUGCAAUCAGCAUCCUCAAAAGCCGCAGUGCCAUGGCAGCCCUGAAGUACGCAGGCCUGGAUGAUACCGACAGUGAGGAUGAGGUGCCGCCCGGAUGGGAGGAGAGGAGCACCAAGGAUGGAUGGGUUUACUAUGCCAACCACUUGGAUGAAAAAACCCAGUGGGAGCACCCAAAAACCGGAAAGCGCAAGAGAAUCGCAGGAGAUCUCCCAUAUGGCUGGGAACAAGAAACCGAUGAAAAUGGGCAGAUCUAUUUUGUUGAUCACUUGAAUAAGAGGACCACUUACCUAGACCCCAGACUUGCCUUCACCGUUGAAGAUCAGCCAACUAAGAUGAACACAAGGCAGAAGUAUGACGGGAACACCACGGCUAUGGAUAUUCUCCAGGGUUGUGAUCUGACCGGCAAGGUGGUGAUCGUCACAGGAGCAAACACUGGGAUUGGAUUUGAGACCGCACGUUCCUUGGCUCUUCACGGUGCACUGGUAAUCCUGGCAUGCAGGAACCUCCAAAAGGCGAAUGAAGCCAAACGUCAGAUAAUAGAUGAGUGGCACAAAGCGAAGAUAGAAGUCAUGUGCCUGGACCUCGCCUCCCUCCGCAGUGUGCAAAGCUUCGCUGAUGCCUUCAGGAGCAAAAACCUGCCUCUCCAUGUCCUCAUUUGCAACGCUGCAGUCCUUGGCCUUCCCUGGCAGCUGACAGAAGAUCACUUUGAAGAGACUUUCCAAGCCAAUCACCUCGGCAAUUUCUACUUGGUCUCACUCCUGCAAGACAUAUUACGUCAGUCUGUCCCAGCAAGGGUGGUUGUGGUGUCUUCAGAGUCUCACAGAUUCACAGAAAUUAAAGAUUCAUCGGGGAAACUUGACCUCAACCUGCUUUCCCCAUCUAAGAAGGACUACUGGGCUAUGUUAGCGUACAACCGUUCCAAGCUCUGCAAUGUUCUCUUCUCCAAGGAAUUGAACCGCCGCCUCUCUCCUCAUGGGGUGACGUCCAACGCGGUGCAUCCAGGAAACAUGAUGUAUUCGUCCAUUCAUAGGAACUGGUGGGGGUACAGGUUGCUGUUUGGUUUGGUUCGACCCUUCACAAAGUCCAUGCAACAAGGAGCUGCCACUUCUGUCUACUGUGCGGUCUCCCCAGACCUAGAGGGCCUCGGAGGGAUGUACUUCAACAACUGCUGCCGCUGCCUGCCUUCGCAGGAGGCCCAGAGAGAGGAGACGGCGGAGGCCUUGUGGGAGCUGAGCGAGAGGCUUAUCCAAGAACGAGUUGGCAGCCAGUCCGAAUAGCAGGGAGCCGCCGUUAGGAUCAAAACACGUGGCGUGUGUGUGCGUUAGGAACCUGCCAGCUUUGGAAGCUUUCCAACCCUAUCAUCAAGAGGGUUUCCAUAUACCUCUGAUACAGAUUAACUAGUGUUAAAUGGAAUAAUAGCAGUCACAACAUGGUGAAAAAUGUUAAGUACUAGAGGGAAAUGGGGAAUUCUGCAGGGUUAAAGGGACAAUAUCUCUUUCUAGUCGCUGGUUAAGCCUAUUCCUUUGUCUUAAAAUUAGGGAGAAAUCAAAUUAAAAGAAACAGUGAAAGUUCCUCCUCCGACCAUUGUCCUGUGUCUGAUAAAACGCAAUGCUGGCAUCACAUUACAAUUUUAUCAUCUGAUAUAGGCUACAUGCACACGACCGUAUGUGUUUUGCUGUCUGCAAAAAAAAAAGCGGAUGACAUUCCGUAUGGCAUCCGUUUGUUUUGCGGAUCCAUUGUAAUCAUGCCUAUCCUUGUCCGCA
This is a messenger RNA of Bufo gargarizans (Asiatic toad), 1923 nucleotides long. It is a transcript of the gene WWOX, whose product is annotated as WW domain containing oxidoreductase. The record is from RefSeq and is a predicted model, not a curated record. Bases 193 to 1437 code for a protein of 414 amino acids. Lineage: Eukaryota; Metazoa; Chordata; Amphibia; Anura; Bufonidae. The transcript has 10 exons. Gene Ontology annotation, molecular function: protein binding.